This is a messenger RNA of Penicillium argentinense, 2481 nucleotides long. Its product is annotated as pentatricopeptide repeat-containing protein. Bases 1 to 2481 code for a protein of 826 amino acids. Gene Ontology annotation, molecular function: protein binding. The record is from RefSeq and is a predicted model, not a curated record. The transcript has 2 exons. Lineage: Eukaryota; Fungi; Ascomycota; Eurotiomycetes; Eurotiales; Aspergillaceae.
AUGGUUAUGACGGUUCAGCAUUCGGGCUCAGUUCUGAGCAGAGCUCUGCGCAGUCGAGCCAUCCGCCCACAGGUGGCAACUGCAGGCGCUCAUUCCAUUGCAUUGGGAAAUACUUCGCCGAUUCAGCGACUAUACUCUUCAUCAAAUUCCGUCCCUCUCCGGAACGACUCGACCGAAGACGAUCGCGAUCACGAUCACGAAACCUCUCCAUCACAACCCGGGCCUUCAACUCGCGAUGGAGACAACGCUGGUAUUAUGCGGGGAGUGAAGAUCCCUUACAAAAAGCAGUCACAUGCCAUGCGGAAGGAGAAUGGACGGACUCUGAUGGACAUUGCUUCUGCAACCACAACCACUGGAGCGACGUUUUCAAGCAAGUCGAUCGCGCUCGAGUUGCAAUGGCUGACGGAUCCUAAAACUUUGGCGGAUCGAGUUGGACGGCUCUUAAAGGCCGGCGAUGUGGCUCAGGCGGCUGCCCUGACACGUGAGGCACAACGCAGACAAAUAAGGUGCGACCAGGCGUGGAAUCAUCUUAUGCGAUACUGCAUGGAUGAAGGGUAUCCGGACGCGGCAUUCAAAUUCUAUAAUGAUAUGAAAAAGCGAGGCCGACAACCCUCCCCCAAAACUUAUACGAUCAUGCUUCAAGGCUUCAGUAAAGGAGGCAAAGGACCAAAAUCCCGCGAGACUGUUAAGAAAGCCGAGUCCAUCUAUAAAGCUAUUUUUGCGAAGAAUUCCAGUGUCAAACCCAACAUCAUUCACUCAAACGCCAUGUUGAGUGUCUGUCAACGCCACGGCGACUUGGAUACACUAUGGCGUAUUGCCGGCGAUUUGCCUGACGAAGGACCUGACAUGCCGGAUAUGAGAACCUAUAGUAUCAUUCUGGCCGCUCUCCACCAUGCCGCUCGCGACGAUCUCCGAAAGAUGAAACCCCACCAAGUCGACGAAGUUAUCGCUCGGCAAGAAAAGAUGGUCACGGAGGGCAAGAGGAUCUGGGCUGAUGUCAUCUACCGAUGGUCGAACGAUGGCUUGCAAUUGAGUAACCAAGUCGUGAAUGCAAUGGCCCAUCUGCUUCUCGACGGAGUCCACGACAGCGAUUUCUACGAUGUCCUACAACUUUACAAUCAGACCAUGGGGGUUCCCAUUCUUGCAAAGAGGCCCGAGCCGAACAUGACUAUCAGUCGCUCGCGAGCUCGUUUCAUAUUGAGGUCAUACGAGAAGGCACGGUUGACGACAGGAAAUGAGCCUGAACAUGAGGAUGUCCCAUUUGUCGACGAAGACAAUAAACCCCUUAGACGCGAGACUGAAAAUGAGGAGACAGCCCCGGCUGAGGAGGAAGAAGAUGAUAUGGAGGAGGAAGAUUUCGAAUUCCUUUUCCAGCCCGUCACCCUGGCGGACGGCCAGUCGCCAGAACACCUCGUGCCGGACAGCAAGGAUCUCACCGUGAUUCUGACUGCUUGCUCCAACAUGACGCAUAAUUUUUCAGCCGGUCAGAGCUAUUGGGAUCUCUUUACUCGCGAGUCGGAAAAAUUCCACCUGCAGGCCGACGAAAUUUGCUGCAUGGAAUACCUUCGUCUUCUCCGUCGAGCCCGGGCUAGCAAAGAUACAGCUCGAGUCGUGAGAGAGCAAAUGCUUCCUUGGGGAACUACAGAUGCUACCGCUUUCCACGUCGCUUUUGCAUCCUGUCGCCGUGACCGCCGCAAUCAAUCGGUACUUCUCAAUGCCAAGGACCUCCUCGACACGAUGCGUAAGGGUCUUGUUCUUCCAGACCCUCGUGUUAUCGAAGGAUAUUUGGCGUUGAUCCAGGAAUUCUCCGAUGACCCGCAAUCCAUCUUGAACUUGCGUGGCUUGAAAAUUGACGAAGGUUCGAAGAGUCAAACUCUACAAGCUCUUGGAAAACAGCUACAAGCCAAGCUGGGCCUUUUCGCCCUUGAUACGCUACGCCCUCACUAUUUGCAGCUCCAUGAGGCGUUUUCGGAAGGAAAGCCUGCUCCUAGGGGCCGUUGGAAUAGUCUGAAGGGCGGCAACGAGGAUGUCUCAGCCUCAAAGGCAGUCAAGAUUAUGUCUCGGAUCCGCACGCUAAUCGACGAGACUCUCAAGUCCGAGUAUGCGCCAUUUGUCUCGAAGGCAGAGCGCAAGAUCCUCGCUGAGGAGUCUAAAAUGCUGAAAAGGUAUUCCGAUAAGGCCGUCAUUCAUGGUGCCAAUAACAAAAUUGUCUAUCCAACGGUUGCGCAACGAGAAGUCUUCCGCAAACUCCAGAAGGAGAUCGAAGAAUUCGAGCCGAGAUUCCGAAAGGACAGCCGUACUGCACCAGCGACCUCUCGGGGCAAAAUCGAGUCGGAGGUUGAAUCUGAGGUCGUGGAUACCGCACAGGCUGAGAAAAAGUCCGAAUUCGACACCAAGCCCGAAAACAAGGUCGAGGCUCAGAACCAACCCAAGACCGAGGCAAGCCCUGAAACUGAAACCAAGCCCGAGGUUAAAGGCUAA